AUGCCGCCGAAUCGAUGGCAAUUCAUCGACUUAUCGAACGAUACCCCCGAUAACCUCACGCAAGUCAAACGCCAUGUGAUGCAGGAGUAUAUGCGACAAAAACGUAUGGAAACCCAGCAGCAGGAACAGUCGGACGAUGGGAAAGAUGACGACCAGAAAAGCUCGACAAGGAAAACUACCAAGCGAUCGCGAACGAAGACGACUAAGCCGACGAACGAAGCGAAUAUCGGAGGGAAACCUCAAAGACGAACGGCUACACGUGAUACUGAAAAGAAAGAGGAAGGAGCGGCCCUCAGGAUAGUACCUGUCCCGCGCAGCAAUAGGAAUCGAUAUCAUUCUUCCGACUACAGCGACUUUUCUUCUUCGUCAUCUCCCUCUUCUUCCUCUUCAUCCGCACGAUAUCCUGGUUCAUCAACUGAGGGUGACGGCUAUGGCAUCAAUUUUGGAGCUGGAUUCCAACCUACUCCACCUCAGUCGGCUCAGUUGAGAAUGUUGUCACCCCCUCGGACUGUCUUGAGUGCCGCAAGAACCGACCCAUUUGAUACCCUCCCCUGGAAUACGUCCAAGGAAGACCAGCGUUUGUUUGAUUUCUAUGUGAACGAGAUGCCAGCAGUCUCUUAUGGACACCAGUAUCGCUCGAAAAGAGCCCACAAUUGGUACACGGAAAUCUUCGUCCCUGAAGCCAUGAAAGGUUCGUUGACCUUUGUCAACACCAUUCUUGUCCACGCCGCGAAUACUUGGGCCUGGGUUCGCAAUGAAAAUGAGACGGAUGGCACAUUACGUUAUCGACAACUUGCCAUCUCUAUGCUUCGCGAUCACAUGCAAAAGUAUCCUUAUGACACAACUGACAAUGUGAUCACUGCCUGCAUGAGCGCUGCCGCUCUUGAAGACUUUGAUCCCCGGCCAGGACACAAAGAAAUUAGUUGGAUCCACAUGCGUCAUGCCCAGAAGUUGAUACGACGUCGCGGGGGUCCUAUCGCCUUUCAAAACACAAAGCUCGCAAGACUCAUUAACUGGCAAGACUAUAUUCUUGCCGGGUAUGUCUCGGACGCGAAUGCUUUUCACUUUGAAGACGACAACUAUCAUUCCUAUGCCACUAAAUCAUCUCCAAUUGGUCAAUCAACGACCUUAUUCCCAUCAUCGCCAAAUUCAGCAUCCCCGACUACCUUAGAUCGCACUCCUUCGCCUAUAAAUCACCCUUACGCCAACACGGUAAAAGAGGAACUUGCCUUGCAAUGCGAGGACUUCCUAGACUUUCUCACCCGAUGCGAACACCUAGCAUUGAGCCAACGAAUGAUACUAUCGUCAAAAGAUGCGCCUGUCCGACAUUCUGCCUUUGGUCCUGGAUCAACUCUCCAUCGUAUUUUAGCAUCCCCUGCAGUGAAGCGGAGAACCCUCACUGGAGAUAGGAAACAGUUUAUCACCCGACUGGCUGCUUUUAUGAUGUUAAAUGCAGCACUUUGGGAUUACCGAUACUCAGUUCCCAUGACAGAGGCGUUUAUAGAGCACUCCAUACUUCAACUUCAGGAUAGUGAGGUCAACAUUGACGCUUCGAUAGAAGCUCUCUUGCAAAUCCUGUUGGCAUGCAAGGACUUUCCUUUCAAUGAAUCUGCGCCGUUCACUCUGCACUCGCUUUCAUUACCACCGGCUUCUCGAGCAAUCGGUGACUUUUCACAAAAUUCUGAAACAGCGACAUCCCCCUUUGACAGGCCAUGGUUUGUCGGCCGGAUGCUCAAAGUUGCAAAGCGUCUAGGACUCCAGUCCUGGCUUCGACUUAACAAUUUUCUGUUCGAAUGCCUUACUCUCCAGGUCCAGGAAAAUACCAUGCGCUCGUGGGAGAAUAAUCUACGAGGCGAAAUAUUACAAGCCCCGUCGACGAGCUACGUUAUGCCCGCAUUACAGGAGGCUGUUUUUCUGGGAACAUGA
This is a messenger RNA of Talaromyces marneffei, 1926 nucleotides long. RefSeq lists its product as uncharacterized. Lineage: Eukaryota; Fungi; Ascomycota; Eurotiomycetes; Eurotiales; Trichocomaceae. The record is from RefSeq and is a predicted model, not a curated record. Bases 1 to 1926 code for a protein of 641 amino acids. The transcript has a single exon.